CAACAUCCAGACGUGUUGCUCUGCAUGUUUAUGAGUGUGGGUGGGGGCGGUAACCUAAAAAGGGGGAGUGUACGGCUCCUGGAAAAGGACAAACUCACGUGUUUCGCUUCAUUGUGGAGAACUGGGAGAGAAGCAGGAGGGGUUCACACAAGCAGCAAAGCAAGCCCAAAUACGCGACUACACUUUAGAAAACAAGCCCAAAAAUCAGCAACCGAUGAGAUUUACAAGCGAUUUUACAGAAAACAAGCCCAAAGUCGCUUAUAAUAAGCGGACUUGGCAACAAAACGCAUACCGGUCCUGGAACGGUCUUUUGUACCCGUCUGCGUACAGCAUGCAUCCUGUCCCGGCUUGGUUCUGGUUCUGGCUCCUGAUGAAUUCUCCCUCUCUGGCUCAAACACCCAUCCCAGCUAAACUUGGACAGACUGCCAUCCUGCCAUGUAAAGCUCCCAACAACAAAACCAUCAAAGGUGUAGAGUGGAAGAGACCUGAUCAAAACCAAGGCUAUGUGCUUUUGUACCGGGAUGGGAAAUUUCUUUCAGAAUUCCAGCAUCCAUCCUGUGAGAACAGGGUAGAUCUGCAGGACAAAGAGAUGAAGGACGGAGACGUUUCUCUGGUUCUGAAGGAUGUGACAAUGGAGGACAGAGGAAGAUACGAGUGUCGGGUUUUACAGAAAGGAGAGAAUAAACCCGCCAGCAUCAUCGACCUGGAAGUUCAUCCAUCAGGACACCAGGAUGGAACCACUGGAGAUGGAGGAAACAAGGAUGGAACCACUGGAGAUGGAGGACACCAGGAUGGAAUCACUGGAGAUGGAGGAAAGAAGGAUGGAACCACUGGAGAUGGAGGAAACAAUAAUGGAAUCAUUCUAGGACCAUUAGUGGUUCUGUUACUUCCAUUUGUGUUGGUUAUUGGUUGUAUUCUGAUGUGUAGAAAAAAGCCUAAGGUCUAUAAACAGCUCAAAAGGAUCUCUAGAAAACUCAUGGGGCAGGAUUCAACCCCCCCUGUUACUCCUGGUGACCAAGGACCUGAACAAUUGACAGAUUUAAUGUUGCCAGCUGAACAAACCUGACAAUAUGAACAGAACAAUGAUAAACUGAAUCCAGGUGUGGACCAACCAUGUGGUCUCUCCUCAAACGGCCACCUUAUCGGUGAACUGCAGGCGGUGUUUCCACAGAGCAGACGAGACAAAUGUGAACAGAUUAAAGACAUAAAUACUGACAGAAUUUAGUCACCAGUUUGUUCCCGUGUUUUAGCUGUUGGCUGAUGUUGUGAACUGUUUGCAGUAUAAAUGCAGAACCAAUUUUAUGAAUUUUAUAUAUUUUUUAUAAUUGUUUUUAUCCUGCAGAGCGUUUUUGAGAUUGAUCUUUGUAAUAUGUUUUGUGUUAAUCGGCACAGAAAAUACAGAUUAAUGUAGUGCAAUAAAAUGCACAUUAUUUGCAGCUGAACUGUAGCAAAGUUUGAAUAGAAUAUCUAUUUAUUAUACUGUUAGAAUGUACUGAGGUCCUUGUUUGUACUGUAACAGACUGCAAAUAAUGAACUUUCCUGUAAAUAUUGAACUUUACUGCAGAUUUUGCACUUCUGCUCGGAUGCUCAACUCUUUCAUUGUCUGAAUUCUACUCUACAAUGAUAAUAAAGUUGAAUGUAAUUAGUG
Molecule: messenger RNA, 1648 nt
Organism: Acanthochromis polyacanthus (spiny chromis)
Lineage: Eukaryota; Metazoa; Chordata; Actinopteri; Pomacentridae
Exons: 4
Coding region: 215-1066 (283 amino acids)
Source: RefSeq, a predicted model, not a curated record